AUGGCGCCGCCUGGACUAUUGCUUGUUUUGCUAUGCGCUCUGCUGAUGAGCAUUCUGCCCAAUGCCGCGACCCAGUCGACAUCCGUCCUGCCUCGGGUUCACCCAUCAAAGCUCGCGGCCGCGACGAAUCUGACAAUAGGCGUGGCGGGAUUCUUCACAACCAAUUCCCCGCCACUGACGAUACAAAUGUACAAGACCAUGCAACAUAGGGCCAACUCGGUGCUUUCGUAUGCGAUAUACGUCAACUCGAGAUCUAACCCGUGCGGCUGGGCGACCAAGGCCGGACAUUCUCUCUGGAGUGUUCGGUUGUCGCGUUCGAUCCAGCAUCUGUCGGUGAGGCUCAUUCAGACAGGAAACUACCGGAAUCUGAUACACUCGAGCGGAAAGUCGGUGAGCCUCUACCCCGUCCCACAGUCGAGUGCAAGCUCGGCAGAGCGCAUCGGCAUUGUCACUCGGGGGCGACUUCACCUGCCACUUACUCGUUCGGGCCGAUAUCAUUGUACCCUGAACUCUUUGAAGCUCACGGCCAUCAUGGACAACUUGGGGUCUAUCAGCCGGAGCGCAAGAAUCAACGCCGUGAUUGGCGAGUCGGAGAGCAAUUUCCCCUUGUUCGAAGGAAAUGAACGGCUUGGUGCCGUGGCGGCUGGCAUCGCAAAUGUGCCGUACUGCUCUCCAACCACCCCCGACCCUGUUUUGUCGGACAAGUCCAAAUAUCCAACUUUCUUCCGAACUAUACCCGAGACAUCGCUGGCUGGGGCAGGGACCUCUCUUCGUCCGCGGGAACCGCCUCUCCAGUCGUCUGAUUACUCCACAAUCGGAGGGGAUCUCAUUGGCGGGUUUGUGGACGAGGCGCCGGUUCUGGGUCUCGAUGUGAUGUUCACGCGAUUUCUGGGCGAUAAUGCUCGCCAGAGUAUUGUUGUCGAUCCAGCCGGAUGGGAUUACUCCUCCACGAUAGCGGCCAUGAAGAACUCCAAAGUUCGGGUGUUCGUAGUACUUGCUGGGAGCUACGAAGCCUCGUGUCUGUGGCUGCAUGCUGCCGCGGCAGGAAAUCUCACAGGCAGCCAGUUCUCGUGGUUUGUGUCGAACGGCCUCUCAGCUCCAGAUAUUAUGAAGCAGAUCAAUGCUGCGAUCGACCCCAAUCCUAUACCUGACAACUCAACCAUCACCGAGGCGUUUAUCGAUCAACACUACGUGCUGCAUGGUCCAAUAUUGACCGACACUGACGGUGACAUGUGGAGCUACCUCAACCUAACCUUCAACUACUUGGGAAUGGGCAAACUACGGAUGACACCCGAAGUAAACUUUCCUCCUUGUGUUAUCGAUCAUCUGAACCUCUGGCCCUGCGCUUCUUCCGACAGAAUGUCAUUCGAUUGCGCAGUCCUUAUCGUUGCUGGGUGGGACUAUCUUCUCAAGAACAAUUUGACGACGCCAGAAGAUAUUAUGAACAAUCAGAUCCCACGUGGGUUGGUGAACACAUCCAUCUUCAAUGUGUCAGAAGGGGCGUCUGGGUACAUUGGACUCAAGGAAAAUGGGAACAGAGAAUCAGCCGUGGUUGAGUUUCUGAGUAUGCCCACGGGCGAGACGGAUAUACCUUUGAUGUCGUCGAUGAGCUUCCCAUCAGCUCCGAAUCAACGGACUCUGGAGCUGGACCAAAUAGUCGGUUUAAUUCCGGCCGACUACCCCGUCAACAUCAUCAAUCCCUCGGACGCUGAUGUUCUCUGGGCACGCGUGUCUGGCUUCCUUGGAAUGCUCAUGUGCAUGGGACUGAUGGCUUAUAUGCUAUAUCAUCGAAACACCAAGGCCGUCGCGGUUUACGGAAUCACAUACACCACGAGCGUGCUACUCGGAUGCUCGCUCGGGUACACGCUUAUGGUCGUGCGAAAAACUCUCCCGGAUCCACUCAACUGUGUCAUAACCGACUGGUGGAGCUCAAUAUCAUUAACCCUAUGUAUCUGCGAUUUUGACGCUUCUCUGCCGUACAGCCCUCCAACAGUCAAGGCAGUCGCAUAUUAUCUCAGAAUGAAGAGUAUCAUCGCCAAGCGCAAACCUGUCCCCGAAUAUCGGAUGGCGCUUGCCACACUCUUGGCCCUAUCAGUUCAAGUUUUGAUAUCCAUCAUCUUUCAGCAAGCACCAGUUGAUGGCGUCAGCGUCGGAAAUCUCAAUGACGUUGACCAACUCAUAUCAUGCCAUCCACUCGACCACUUUGAUGUCAACAACUUGAUGUCCGUGCAUGCACUGGGCCUCAUUCUAGCCAUUAUGGGAAUCUACUUUGGAACAGUCGGUGCCAUGGACACUGAGUAUUUAUGCGAAGUACAUUCGAUUCUAUUCCUCCUUGGGAGCUUUAUCGUGUGGACAGCAGCAGCGUAUGGAAUCAGUAUCUUGAGGCCACUCAUGAUCUACCGUUUCCAAGUGAUUGCUUGUCGUCAGUUGGUCAUUUCAACUUCGGUCCUCAUAUGCGUUGGCUUACCGUUGGUGUUGAGCACGGCCGACAAAAGCUCUGCCUUGCUCGUCGGUGGAAGUCCUCGGGCAAAUCCAGCACAGCCUGAGAUGGCAGUGUCGUUCAAAAUACCUCCAAAGGUGCCUCCCGACGUUCUCGCCCAAGGGGGUGUAUCUCUCGUCAGAACCAAGGCGCUGCCACAAGUGGAAAUCGGCAGAUAUCGGAUGUUGCAUCGGCCCGCUUGGAUCGGAUUUGGUCUCUGGGAGCUGUAUCUCCCAGGGUUUUCUGUUCUCUAUGCCAAGCCGCUUGACGAGAGCAAGCAGGAUGUUUCAUUUGUGCUUCCAUUGCUCCAAUCCAUCGUUCAUGUCAAUCGCGGUGACGAUAU
Molecule: messenger RNA, 2822 nt
Organism: Polychytrium aggregatum
Lineage: Eukaryota; Fungi; Chytridiomycota; Chytridiomycetes; Polychytriales
Exons: 24
Source: RefSeq, a predicted model, not a curated record